AUCAACAUGGCGACAGCCGCGGUGGGGCGUGUGGGCUGGAUCGACGGAGGCGUGCCGUGAUAAACACAGGCAGGAGGACGCAGCCGACGAUAAAAAAUCCCUACUCUCGGUGUUCGCCGCUUGAUCCCUACGGGCGGCCGUCGCCUCGUACCCCGACCGAGAUGCCGACCCGAAUCAUCCACAAGACGCUGGACGAGUGCCUGGCGCCGCGCCAGACCAUGGAGCACGGCCUCUUCCUGACCAGGAAGAUCAUCGGCAGCCAGCAGCUGAGCACGUGCGACCCGUUCAUCCUGGCCGACCACGUGGGGCCGAUCCAGUACGGCGCGGGCGAAGCGCUGGGCGUGCCGGACCACCCGCACCGCGGCCUGGUGGUCGUCACGUACGUGGUGGAGGGCGGCAUGCGCCACCAGGACUCGCUCGGUCACAACGAUGAGCUGCUGGCAGGCAGCGUGCAGUGGCUGAGCACAGGUCGCGGCCUGGUUCACCGCGAGCUCCCCAACGACCAUCUGCUGGCCAACGGCGGCACCUGGGAGGGCUUCCAGCUCUGGGUCAACCUGCCGGCCAAGGACAAGAUGAUGUGCCCCGAAAUGCAGGAGUGCCGGCCCGAAGACGUGCCCGAGUACAGGGACGCGCAGGAUCGCUUCUCCGUGAAAGUUCUCGUCGGCCAGUACAAAGAGAUGCGGUCGCCGAUCCGGACGCACACGCCGGUCACGCUGCUGGACGUGCGGGUGUCGGCGGGCGGCGCCUUCGGCCUCGAGCUACCGGCCGGCCACACGUGCUGGCUGUACGUGUGGCGCGGCGCCGGCCUGCUCGGCCACGUGGAGCAGCGGCCCGUGCGCGCCGGCCACGUGGCGCGACUCAGCGACGAGGGUCACGCCUUUCGUGCCGAGGCUGGCAGAGAGGAAGACAUGAGGCUACUCAUCGGUUCCGGGGUACCUCUCAAGGAGUCGGUCUUCAAGUUUGGCACCUUUGUAAUGAGCUCCGUCUCCGAGAUUGAACAGGCGCUCGAGGACUACCGGAGCGGCAGGCUGGGCCAGAUCACGGUCGGCGAGGGUCGGCCCGGCGCGCUGCCGCCGGCCGCGCGCGGCCUCGACCUGCUGAACCCGUUCCAGGGCGAAAUAGAGCGCCUGGGAGGCCCGGACGGCGCGGCCGAGGGCGCCGCCGCCGCCGCCGACCCAGCCGUCGCGCACCUCACCAACGGCCACCGUCACUGACCGGCCCCCGUCUGCUCGCGCGCCGUGAGCCUGCGGACCUGAAGCGGGGUAUGCCAGGACGGCAUAAACCAGCGCCAGCGCCGGCUCAGCGCUACCUAAUGACGUCAUCACCGCAGGGCUGCCCCGAAGAUGCGUGACGUCUGUCGACUAUCCACUGCUGCUGUCCGCUACCCGCCCUGUGGGACCGCCGCUGGGAGCUGGAAUGUGCGCAGCCCAUCCGGUCUGUGACGAAAAGGCGCUGAAAGACCAGCUCGCGUAAUGAGGCGAGAGGACCGCACGUGCGCUCGAACUCAUGCGUGAGGAUCCAACGAUGGGUGGAAUCGCCUGAGUGCAGGCUUAGUCAUAUAUGAUAUGGAGACAGGUUGCGGUUUGGGGAGGCGCCACACCAUUUACGCUUGUCGGCGACCAGACGGCGAACGGCGUUCGUAAGAUUGUUAAGCAUUAGCAAAGAGGGAUUCUACGCAUUCGCACGCACGUGUGUUUGAGAGUGUUGUUGCAGUCUGCGUUGGAUUGCCUGUUCGGGUUGCUCCAGUCAACUUAUUGUGCAUUGUGGAAAUUGGCCUGCUCCAUGUAUCAGCACUUUUUCACCUGUCGUUAUGGUCUAGUCAUGAAUGCAAGACAACGUUGCUUGGAUUUAGUAAAAAAUAAAGACUGUAUAGAAAAGAA
This is a messenger RNA of Pollicipes pollicipes, 1880 nucleotides long. RefSeq names its product putative quercetin 2,3-dioxygenase PA2418. The coding region runs from base 162 to 1214 and encodes 350 amino acids. The record is from RefSeq and is a predicted model, not a curated record. Lineage: Eukaryota; Metazoa; Arthropoda; Thecostraca; Pollicipedomorpha; Pollicipedidae. The transcript has 8 exons.